AUGGGCAAGAAAUCACUUAAGAGAACCUCAGAAGCCUUGACUGAGAAGCCAACAACAUCACCAACACCAACACCAACAACUACUACGAAAACCAAGAAAAUCAAAUCAUCAAAUACGACCACGACGACCAGCAGUAAGAAGGUGGAAGAAGAUGAUGAGAUACUAACGAGCAAGGUCCCAUUCAUCAAACGAUCUCAAGUAGAACAGGCCAUCAAAGCGCUCAUCGACCAUUCCAACAAAUCAGUCGAAAAGAAUAUCGAGCAGGGCGAACUAUUUGCAGACCAGGUUGGCUCCAACGAGCGGUUCUUGAACCUCGUCAUCAGCUUGAAACGGAUCACUCCUAAACCUAAACACAAGCCGAUCAAGAUUACUCUCUCUCAUCCUCUCUAUGACCCCAGAGUCAGCCCGGUUUGUUUGAUCGUCAAAGAUCCUCAACGGGAAUAUAAAGACCUACUUGAGGAGAAAAAGAUCCACUUCAUCUCCAAGGUGAUAGGGAUUGAGAAGCUGAAAGGGAAACAUUCAUCGUAUGAAGCCCGGCGAUUAUUGUUGAACAAUCAUGCGUUAUUCCUAGCGGAUGACCGAGUGAUCGGGGUGUUACCGAAGCUGUUAGGGGUGAAGUUUUUCAAGACAAACAAGUUACCGAUAGCGGUAGACGUGACGAAUAAGGACGGAUUGAAGGGCGAGUUGGAACGGACGAUUGGGAACACGACGCUGCGGAUCGGCGGCGGGAGCUGUCUGACGAUCAAGGUCGCCGACCUUGCCCGCCAUUCCUCCGAGCAAAUCAAACUCAAUCUCGUCGACGUCCUCGGCCAAUUGGGCAAGAAAAUCCCCCUCGGUGGAUGGAAUAAUAUCCAGGCCGUCCAUCUUAAAACCGGCACUUCUACCAGCUUGCCCCUCUGGCUCGCUCCCCUCGACGACUCCGAAAACGGCAGGUUUAAUAUCCUACAUACCACUGAUGAAGAGGCUCGCAUUCAGGCGGCUCUGGAAAAAAUUGAGGAGAAAAGAGAGAAAAAGAAGAUCAAAAUCUCCAAUAAAUUAGACAAAAUCGUGCCCGUUUAAAUAAAAACACCUCCUCCAUUUUUUUCCCCUUUGAUGCCGUCAUUGAGUUUCUAUUUUUUUUCCCUUCUUCUUUUGUGAAAUUAUUCUUUUCCUUGCUUCUUCUCAUAAUCUUCUAUCAUCCUUUGAUUUGGUCAGAAUUUUCUCUUGAUUUUCAUCAAAAUGUUUACCUUUUUGCUUUGUGAGAUGAAAUCUCUAAAAUAUAUGAUGACUGCAACCAAAUGAGAACAAAGGGAAUCAAUAACAAUACCGACAUGUGUGUUCACUGGGUAACUGAUAGCCAUGUGGAGUUUUGCCCAGGAAUUUAGGCUUUCACUAUCUGCUUGAAUUGCAAAUCCAGGUCCUGAGCAAACGCACAAUUGUGUGAUUUUAUAGAACAACUAAGCCAGGCUAUGUUGAGGUGCCAAAGGACAAGCAUUUCCGAAUGACAUGUGUAUCCUACCAGGAUAACUUGUAUCUGUUGGUCAGUGAAGGUAAGGGUUGUUUCUUC
Messenger RNA from Puccinia graminis f. sp. tritici CRL 75-36-700-3, 1546 nucleotides. RefSeq lists its product as uncharacterized. NCBI's taxonomy places the organism in Eukaryota, Fungi, Basidiomycota, Pucciniomycetes, Pucciniales, Pucciniaceae. The transcript is spliced from 3 exons. The record is from RefSeq and is a predicted model, not a curated record. Bases 1 to 1059 code for a protein of 352 amino acids.